AUGCUCCUUCAAUCUGCUUCAAGGUUGAUUCACGAACACUACAUUUCGGUCAUCGCCACUUCGGUUAUUCUGGUAUUAGUCUCGAGGGCAUACUACCAUGUCUUCAUCAGCCCUCUUAGCAAAUACCCCGGACCGAAGUUUGCAGCUUCAUCACGAAUACCUCAACUCUAUCAUACCUUCAAAGGUGACCUGAUUGAAUGGGUCAGUGGAUUACAUGCAGCACACGGCGAUGUAGUCCGUAUCGCCCCCGAUGAAUUGAGUUAUUCGACUGGCGAGGCGUGGAAGGGAAUAUAUGGUCACGCCUCUGCAGGAAAACCAGUUACGGACAAGGACUCCCGAUUCUACGGACCAUCAUUCAAUGGAGCCGCGGAUAUUAUCCGAGGAAAUGGCCCUGAUCAUUCUCGUUUUCGUCGCAAUUUCUCGCAUGCCUUUUCUGAUCGAGCGCUUCGAGAGCAACAAUCUUUGAUCCUCGGAUAUGUGGAUUCUUUAGUUCACAGUCUCCACAGGACGAUCAAGGAGGAGCCCAAUGCGAAAAUCAAUAUGGUUCGCAUGCUCAAUUUGACAACUUUUGAUAUCAUGGGAGAUUUAACCUUUGGAGACUCCUUGGGUCUGUUGGCUGGGACUGGCAACCUCAAUUGGGUAUCCGCAGUUUUCGUCAGUAUGAAAACCAACGCUUUGCGGAGAUUGGCACGUUACGUGCCUUGGACGGCUCCCAUUGCUCAAAGGCUCAUUCCCAAGGAACUAAAGCAACAGAGUGUCGCUCAUUACAAGGCCUCCCAGGAGCGUGUCGAUAAAAGAAUCGACGGCAACCAUACGCUGCAAAAGCCUGACAUCUGGGGUAUUGUCAUGAGCCAAAAGGACGACCUCCGUCUUAGCCGCAGAGAGAUGUAUGCCAACUCGCAGGUCUUCAUGGUUGCAGGUACCGAGACUACUGCAACCGCACUGAGUGGUUUGCUCUAUCAACUCCUGAGCACGCCGGAAAAGAUGAGGAUGAUUGUGAAGGAAGUUCGUGAGACUUUCGAGAAAGACUCGAAUAUUGACAUGAGAUCUCUGGAGCGUAUGCCGUAUCUCAAUGCGUGCAUUGAGGAAGGGUUACGCAUCUAUCCUCCGGUUCCGGUUGGUCUGCCUCGCAUCGCUCCCGAUCAGGGACUGCUUGUCUGUGGAGAACAUGUCCCAGGAAAGACUGCACUCUCGGUUAAUCAUUGGGCUACCUAUCACAACGCUCAAAACUUCAGACACCCUCAUCAGUUCAUCCCUGAGCGUUGGAUUGGCGAUGACUUUGCCACUGAUAACAAGACUGCCUUUCAACCAUUCUCAUUUGGCCCUCGCAACUGCCUUGGAAAGAAUCUGGCAUAUCAUGAAAUGCGUCUCAUUCUAGCCAAGGUGUUGUAUAACUUUGAGCUUUCUCUUCUGCCUGAGUCUAUUGGUUCGGAGAAACAGAAAACCUUCUUUCUGUGGGAGAAGAACGACUUGAUGGUUCAGCUGAAGGCGAGAGAAUGA
This is a messenger RNA of Penicillium vulpinum, 1500 nucleotides long. Its product is annotated as cytochrome P450. Bases 1 to 1500 code for a protein of 499 amino acids. The transcript has 4 exons. NCBI's taxonomy places the organism in Eukaryota, Fungi, Ascomycota, Eurotiomycetes, Eurotiales, Aspergillaceae. The record is from RefSeq and is a predicted model, not a curated record. Gene Ontology annotation, molecular function: iron ion binding; oxidoreductase activity, acting on paired donors, with incorporation or reduction of molecular oxygen; heme binding.